Drosophila mauritiana is the source of this 2450-nucleotide messenger RNA. It is a transcript of the gene fws, whose product is annotated as conserved oligomeric Golgi complex subunit 5. Gene Ontology annotation, biological process: intra-Golgi vesicle-mediated transport. Gene Ontology annotation, cellular component: COG complex. The transcript has 4 exons. Lineage: Eukaryota; Metazoa; Arthropoda; Insecta; Diptera; Drosophilidae. The record is from RefSeq and is a predicted model, not a curated record. The coding region runs from base 98 to 2353 and encodes 751 amino acids.
AAAUCCCUUCAACAAAUUUUAAGCCCGUCCAAUUGGAAAUUUAUCGAUUACAGGCCGUUUCUGGUUGCGUGGAAAAACAAUAAAACCACCCUGUAUCAUGGUGACUGGCGACCCGGUAGCAACAAAGUCCCCAAACGCAGCGGCUUCGGAUGAUAACGACUACACCGCAUCCAUGUCGCACCUGACCAUUGGCCAGCAAAUCCAGGAGCUGUCCAAGCAACUGCAGAACACCAAGGAGGAGCUGCAUCAACAGGUGCGCGACAAGCACGGAGCUCUACUGCAGCAGGCCACCCACGCUGGGCGCUUCGAUGCGGCUUUAAACGCGCUAGCCGAGGAUGUGCAGCGGGUCAGGGAAACGGGACACCGGCUGAAGAACCAGGUGGACACGCAGUACCAGCAGGUGGAGAACCAAACGCAAGUGCUAGGGCGUUUGCACGAUGUCAGUCACCUACUCCGCUCGGCUGGAACAUUACUGAGCCUCACGGCCAAACUAAAAGCGACCAAGGAUGUCCUACGCCUGGCCGAAAUCCACUUUGAGUUGGGCCAACUCAUCGAAGACAAGGAGCUAAAGGACAUUGAUUUUAUCCAGCAGGAGCGAGCUUAUGUGAUCAGCUCGGCUCAGAAGAUAAGGAACCUCACGCAGAUGCAGUUGGUCACUGGGCUCCAGGAGCGCAAUGAAAACCAAGUGGUUAAUGCCUUGAAGAUCUUUAUGAAUUUCAAUACUCUGGAAAAAUCCCUGGAUAACCUAUUGGCCACCUUUAUUGCCGACAUGGAGCAAUCGCUGAAGGAGUGCUUUGCUGGCAACGAUAUAUCUGUGCUGAACAAGUCCCCGACGCACAAUGUGAGCAAACCAGGUCCCUCGAGAGGACCGGGAAAAACUCCCCAGUUGACAACCACUCAAAACUUCCGUGCCAAGUUCUGGAAGUCUCUUCACUGGCUGCUCUAUGAUGAACUCUUUGAGACUUGCACGCAAAUCAAGCUGCUCAAAACGGCUCUCGAGCAGAUCAACCAGUUUGGCUAUACAUCAGAAUCAUCGGAUCAGUGCAUUCCGCAGCGUUUUUGGCAGCAGGUGCAGCAGCUUCUGCGAAAAUCCUUCGACGAAUGCCCCCAGCACGUUACGCAGACGCUUCAGGAGGGACUCUCAAAGCUCCUGACCUCCGCUCGUGGCCUGGAGCAGCGUCUGCAUGGCGAGUUUCAGUUUGACAACGAGCUAUUUGCUCCCCUCGAAGUGGGUUACGUUAGCAAGUGUGCUGCCAACUUUAAGGCCUGUCUAGCGGGAGUCGAUUUACCCGGCAACGAAACGGUGGACAACUUUAUUCGUGUGGCAUCAACGGAGCUCAGUGCUGCUUUGAUCGAUUCCCGUCUCACGAAUGCCAUAGCAAAUGUUUUUGCGGCCUGCGGAAAAGAAUUGUGCACAAAACUAGAGGCACAAAUCAAGCUGGGAGCUGAUUCCAAGCAGGUCGUGGAUCUGCCCAAUCUGCAGCAGCAGCAAAACACUCAGCUGGCGAAUGUUCUGUUCUACUAUAAGGAUUCAGUGCGUCGCAUGCUCAGUGAUCUUCAUGUGCAAUUUGAAAAGACACCGGGAACAGCUAGGGAAAUUAUAUCCCGAUCCUUGGAACAGGCUGAUUUACUGAUCGGCACCAUUCUACAGCAGAUAAUGGAGUCGAUCAUCACGACCAUUAGCAUUAUUGUAUUGAGUAUGCACAGGGAGCCGGGAUUGAACUCGGAGAGGAUGUCUACCACAGGUCCGUCGAUGUACAUGAAGGAACUGCAGGAGUUUGUCAACCGAUCCUGGUCGCAUCACAUUGCCCUGUUCGAUGACAAGCAGAUGACGAAAAAGUGCGGCCACGAGCUGGCCAAACGAUGCAUUGAGCUCUUCCUGCACAACGUGUGCAUUCUGCGACCUUUGAGCUCCUGCGGAAGGCAGCGUUUGAAGCAAGACUGCCAGCACAUGGAACAGGCUUUGAAACCUCUUUGCCCAAAUCUCGCCGAGCUGGGGAAGCCGUCGCGUCUGCUAAGAGCCAUGUCCCUGCUGAUCGUCCAAACGGCCGAGGAGCUGGUGAAGCAGACAAUCGGCGAGGAUUCUCUAGUGCCCAGUUAUAUAGUGCUGCUGCUGCUCUUCGGGCACGCUGGAGCAGAUCUGCAGUCGCCACACACGACGGCCAACUGGUCCAACGAGCGGCUGAUCGAAUGGCUGGAUGGGCACACGGCUGAACGGGAGAAACUAGAGCUGAUCUCGGGAGCACUGCAACGGUAUCGGGACAAUGCCAGGCGAAAGAACAUUCAGCAGUACGACGAAGUUUACCCCAUGAUGGUAGAGUAUUUUGAACAGGCCUUAAAGGCACUUCCAUAAAUGUCUAAUGUAUUAUGUAUCUAGAACUAUGUAUGUAAGAGCACGAAUAUGUUUGUAAUAAACAUCUGAACGUCCUUCACAACAGGCUGUUAAAUCA